Molecule: messenger RNA, 662 nt
Organism: Drosophila bipectinata
Lineage: Eukaryota; Metazoa; Arthropoda; Insecta; Diptera; Drosophilidae
Source: RefSeq, a predicted model, not a curated record
UAGAAACCCAAUCAAAUGGCUGAUGUUGAAGAGGAGGAGGCCCCUCCUGACCUCGGUGAUGAGCAGCCUGAAGGUGAAGAAGACGAGGAGGCUGUCGAGGGUGAAGAGCUCGAUGGUGAAGACGCCGGCGAGGAGGAGGACGAGGGCUCCGAAGCUGAGGAAGAGGAUCUGUUUGAGCUUUUGAUAGAAAGCGAGUCGGAGGACGAAGAGGAACGUGCCAUGUACCAGGAGUACCUGGAGGUGAUCAAUGCAGUGGACGCCCAGAAUCUAGUAAUUCAAGUACUAAAGGACAGGGCAGCCGUGCUAAUGGGCAAGCAAUGCAAGACCUUCAAGGACAAAGAGGAGUACAAGCGCCUUAGGAAGUGUAUGGAGCAGGAGGACAUCAACCUGCGAACUCUUAUCAACCGGGCCGUGCAGCUCCAGAACUUUGGAUCCCGCCGGAUGUACGGGUCUGUGGCGAUGGAGACGACGGAAGCGGAGAGUUCCUUCUUCACGGGGCUCCCAACGUCGUUUCCUACGAUGGAGGAUGAGGAGUGCUGUUUAAACAAGGGCCUGUGCUGCUCGGACUCGGACUCCGAUGAGGAUUCUAAUCACAACGAUGAUGACGGUUGGGUUAACUGUUGGAAGUAGACUGAAGCUGUUUGAUUGGGUUCGGUGGUGUU